CGGGUCACGCUCCCUUUUGCCUCCCCGCCCCUUCUGCUCUUCCCACCUGGGCCUCUGCGUGGAGACGCGCACCUGGCAACCCGGGGCCGCGCCGCGUCUCCGCCUCCUCUGCUCGGGCCGGGCGCCCGAGCCGGCCCCGCACGCCCCGAGCCAGUCCCCGGCGCCGCGAUCGCUGCAGGCGGCCUCGAGCGCUCGCUCGUUGAUGCCGUUUUGGGGGUGACCUGGCGCGGUGGCCGCGCCUUCAUGGUGGGGGCGUGUUCGUGAUCGCGGCUCCGCUGGACGUGGAGUGCGGGGCUGUGGGGUGAAGGGAGGCCCGCCGGCGAGACCCUGCGCGCAGUUCGGGUUUGGGGGCGCAGGAGGCCGCCGCGGCCGAACGCGAGAGCGGGAGAUGUUGGAGCUGAGGCACCGGGGAGUGUGCCCCGGCCCCGGGGGAGCAGUGGCGCCGCCACCCCCCGAGGGAGUGGCGGCCGGCGGCGACCACGAAGCCGAGAGCACCAGUGACAAAGAAACAGAUAUUGAUGACAGAUAUGGAGAUUUGGAUUCCAGAACAGAUUCUGAUAUUCCAGAAAUUCCACCAUCCUCAGAUAGAACCCCUGAGAUCCUCAAGAAAGCUCUCUCCGGUUUAUCUUCAAGGUGGAAAAACUGGUGGAUUCGUGGAAUUCUUACUCUAACGAUGAUUUCCUUGUUUUUCCUGAUCAUCUAUAUGGGAUCUUUUAUGCUGAUGCUUCUUGUUCUAGGCAUCCAAGUGAAAUGCUUCCAUGAAAUUAUCACUAUAGGUUACAGAGUCUAUCGUUCCUACGAGCUGCCAUGGUUUAGAACACUCAGCUGGUACUUCCUACUCUGUGUGAACUACUUUUUCUAUGGAGAGACUGUAGCUGAUUAUUUUGCUACAUUUGUUCAAAGAGAAGAGCAACUUCAGUUCCUCAUUCGCUACCAUAGAUUUAUAUCAUUUGCCCUCUAUCUGGCAGGUUUCUGCAUGUUUGUGCUGAGCUUGGUGAAGAAACAUUAUCGACUGCAGUUUUACAUGUUCGCAUGGACUCAUGUCACUUUACUGAUAACAGUUACUCAGUCACAUCUUGUCAUCCAAAAUCUGUUUGAAGGCAUGAUAUGGUUCCUUGUUCCAAUAUCAAGUGUUAUCUGCAAUGACAUAACUGCUUACCUUUUUGGAUUUUUCUUUGGGAGAACUCCAUUAAUUAAGCUAUCUCCUAAAAAGACUUGGGAAGGAUUUAUUGGCGGUUUCUUUUCCACAGUCGUGUUUGGAUUCAUUGCUGCCUACGUGUUAUCCAAGUACCAGUACUUUGUCUGUCCAGUGGAAUACCGAAGCGAUGUAAACUCCUUCGUUACAGAAUGUGAACCCUCGGAACUUUUCCAGCUUCAGAGUUAUUCACUUCCUCCCUUUCUGAAGGCGGUGCUGGGACGGAUCCACAGCAUUGCUCUGUCAACAUUUGCAUCUUUGAUUGGCCCCUUUGGAGGCUUCUUUGCCAGCGGAUUCAAAAGAGCUUUCAAAAUCAAGGAUUUUGCAAACACCAUUCCUGGACAUGGCGGGAUAAUGGACAGAUUUGAUUGUCAGUACUUGAUGGCAACGUUUGUGCAUGUCUACAUCACAAGUUUUAUAAGGGGCCCGAAUCCCAGCAAAGUGCUGCAGCAGUUGUUGGUGCUUCAACCAGAACAGCAGUUAAAUAUAUACAAAACCCUGAAGAUGCACCUCAUUGAGAAAGGGAUCCUGCAGCCCACCUUGAAGGUAUAACCGGACCCAGAGAGGGAAAGACUCAAUCGACAAUAAGGAAUUCUACAGAAAAGCACUGACAGACGAAAUUUUGUAAAUGUACAGAAAAAUGGUUGAAAAUGCACUAGAGUGAAGAUUUACAGACACGAAUGUUUCUUCUCUGAACUACUGUGAAUAUUUAACACACACUGACUUGAUCUAAGUUAUGAAAUAAGUAGCAAAUCAUCAUCAGAGUAUUCUGUACUUUUUUCUAAAGUGUAUUUUCUGAUGUUAACUUCCUUUCCCUUACUUGCCAUUUUCAUAAUUUAAAAGACUGUUUUAAAGAGUCAAAUACUAUCAAAUGAGUCAAUUGAGGCUGUCUUAAGAUUGCACCUGAAAGUGUGCCCUUUGCACAAAUAUUUACUUUUGCACUUGGAGCUGCUCUCGGUUUUAGCAGAAUGUUCUCUGGGAGGCACAAUAGGAAGUUCGUUCUCCUGCACUUCCUCCUCUUUUAGUUUGAAGUAUUUUCUGAGGACUGAGUUGGAUCCAAAACAAAAGGAAAGUAAGUAAUCAUUUGCCAGGGGAAAACAUUCCUCUUUUAGGUAGAUUUGAGAUUCAAGAGAGGGAGGCUGAAAUUUCUAUCUUUAUUGGCUGACAUCAGACUCUACUUCUGAUAAAGUUGUUUGGAAAAACCUGAUGUCGCAAAAGCUUUUGAAGAGAAACAAAGGGGAGUUCUGCUCUGAAGAACGUGUGCAGCCUCCACAGAUGACAAGAGCUCAGGAGACUGCGUAAGACAGAGACACGUGGCACAGGCCACUUUGGGUCUAGUUAGUUCUCUGCUUUUCCUUGUUCCCCUGUGAACUGGUUUCUUUAAGUUCUGUAGCCAUGAGCACAAAAGAUGAAUACGCAGGGGUAGAGAGCAGGGGUGGUGGCUGAAGCAGAGGGGGUGCCCCGCUGAGCGAGAGUGACCUGUCUGUGGACAAGGUUCUGUGUCCCGGGCGCCCCUACCCGUCUUCUUCCUGUGCAGCUGGAGACACUCCACUGGCAGGAAGCUUGGAGAUCUGCCUGGAGGCCCAGACCCUGACUGACUUCAUGGGAGCAGCUCAUCUCUGUCCCUUUCCUUUUUCACAUCAUGUCAUAAAACCGAAGGACAUCAGCUGAUGAUAUUUUUCUUCCAAGAAUGAAAAUCAAGCAGGAGUGAUUCCCACCGAGAACAAAAAGCACACCAAUGUCAAACCUUGCUCUGAUGGACAGGAGACGAGGACAAGUUUCUUACCAGUGAAUGCAAAUAAGCUCAUGUUGCUGUGUGCUCUUUAUAACCAUACUUAUUGUAUCGAAGAGGCAGCAGUAAACCUUUGAAAAUUGCCUAUUGCUCCUUGGCUAAAUGUUCAGAGAGGAGAAAUAGAUAUAUUUUAAAGAAUGUUUUACUAAUGAAAAGAGGAAAUAUUUUUGUUUAAAUCAAAAACAAAUUUUAAUCAUUUUAUAUUCCUGUUCUACUACUAUACCUACAAUCAAAGAGUGUGGAUAUGCAUGGGUCCCAGUACAGAUAUUCCUAGGAUGGCAUUUAAACAGGCAGCUUUAUCAAGUGCACUGCACGGUAGUGGGUGUAGCUGAACUCAGUACCAAGAGUCUGAUUUCUCAGUUUGGCAUUCAGUUGGUUCACAACUGGAUGUAUUCAGUCAGCGUUAUUUCACCCUAUUCCAUAAAAACCUAGAAUUGGCAUUGGAAAUGUUAUAAGACAAAAUGAUCCCUUAUAAAAUCAGGCUAC
Myotis lucifugus (little brown bat) is the source of this 3473-nucleotide messenger RNA. It is a transcript of the gene CDS1, whose product is annotated as CDP-diacylglycerol synthase 1. The transcript has 13 exons. Bases 389 to 1747 code for a protein of 452 amino acids. Gene Ontology annotation, cellular component: endoplasmic reticulum membrane. NCBI's taxonomy places the organism in Eukaryota, Metazoa, Chordata, Mammalia, Chiroptera, Vespertilionidae. Gene Ontology annotation, molecular function: phosphatidate cytidylyltransferase activity. The record is from RefSeq and is a predicted model, not a curated record.